Molecule: messenger RNA, 951 nt
Organism: Aphis gossypii (cotton aphid)
Lineage: Eukaryota; Metazoa; Arthropoda; Insecta; Hemiptera; Aphididae
Product: CXXC motif containing zinc binding protein
Exons: 6
Coding region: 394-879 (161 amino acids)
Molecular function (GO): zinc ion binding
Source: RefSeq, a predicted model, not a curated record
CAUUCAAUAUUUCAGUUUAAUAGAUAGUAGAAUAGUAAUAGUAGAAUAUGUACGUUCUGUAGUAACUAGUAAGUUCCUAUCUCUAUAUUCACUAAGUUCUGAUUAAUCAUUUAUACGUUAUUCAUAAAUUCAUAAUCCACUAUUCAAGAGUCUAGGCUCCGAUAAAUUUUUCACUGUAGAUUUCAUGUCUCGUAUUCUGUCAGAACAGUACUACAGCGAGUGUCAUCUCUAGUAAUUUAUAUUCCUCCGCUUUCUUAAUUCUUGAUAAUAAUAUACUGAAUAAUGAAUACAUAGUUGUAUGUAUUUUAUUAUCACUUUACUUAAGUUACGAAUAAAAAUUGUUUCAGACACCAGACACAUUACUAGGUAGUAUUAGUCAAUAUCCAAAGCAUAAUGGUGAAAAUCUCACUACAAUUAAAAGCAAACUUAGAAAAUGUAACCGAACUUACACCUGACGGAGAAGAUUUUCGAUGGUAUUUAAAAUUUCGAUGUACAAAUUGUGGAGAAGAGUCCGACAAAUGGAUAUACUUAUCUCAAGAUGUAACUGUUCCAAUGAAAGGAAGUAGAGGUCAAGCAAAUUUAGUUACAAAGUGCAAAAUGUGUUCAAGAGACAGUUCAUUAGAUAUUUUACCAGACACUAUUUCAAAGUAUACAAUAGAAGAUUCAAAUAAAUUUAAAAGUAUUGUAACAUUUGAUUGUCGGGGUAUAUCAAUUAUUGACUUUUCGCCUAGAAAUGGAUUUAAGUGUAUUGGAAUUGAAACCAAUACCAAAUUUGAAGAUAUUAAUCUAGAAGAAAAAGAAUGGGUUGAUUAUGAUGAAAGACAGAACCAACCUGUUGGGAUUUAUGAUGUCCAACAUCAGUUUGUAACCACCAAAUAAUUUUUUUGUUGACAUGAAUCAUAAUUUAGAAAUAAAUUUAAUAUUAAUAUAAUUGUGUUAAAAACUAAAUAA